This is a messenger RNA of Gastrolobium bilobum, 3251 nucleotides long. RefSeq lists its product as uncharacterized. The transcript is spliced from 13 exons. NCBI's taxonomy places the organism in Eukaryota, Viridiplantae, Streptophyta, Magnoliopsida, Fabales, Fabaceae. The record is from RefSeq and is a predicted model, not a curated record. Bases 228 to 2822 code for a protein of 864 amino acids.
ACAUAUGCAUUUUUCUCUCUCCUCCCAUAUCCUCCUUCCUCAUCUCAGCGGCGCCAAGUUACAGCACUCCCUCACAUCUUACCCCUUUUUUAUUUUUUAUUUUUUUUUCUUUUAUUUUUCUUUAAAAUCCCCUUUUUUAAUUUUUUUAUAAAAAAAAGAAGAAGUAAUUUUAAGGGGGGAACGAUCUCUAAAAUUGAAAUCUAAAUCUACAACAAACACAACACAAAAUGGCAUUUCACGUAGCUUGUCCAAUUACAUGUCGCCGAAUCUGUUUCUGCACUCUAGGGUUUCCUCGCGCUCUCAAUCUACCUAACCCUACCAAUGGCUUUCUCCAUGACGUUGACGAGCUUCGCGAUUUCCUCGCCGACACGCGCAGGGACGACACCACCGUCCAGGUCGCCGUUCCCAAGGUUGUGCCGCCGCCUCCUCCUCCGCCCGAUGGUGUUCCCGUUGGCGGUGACGCUUUGGAUGAGUCCGCAUCUAUGAAGGCAAAGCGCGUCGCACUCCAGCGGAAGGGCGCCGCCGCUAUGAUUGCUGCCGAGGAGUACGCUCGCCGGUUUGAGUCCGGUGAUGUGGCGGAUACAUCAGGAAAUCUUACUGGAGAAGAACAGGGUCAAUCCAAUGUUAAAGUCUUUUGUCGAAUGUGCAAUCGUGUUGAAAACGAAGGAAGUGAGAGAGCAAAAAAGAUGCUAUCAUGCAAAAGUUGUGGUAAGAAAUACCAUAGGAACUGCUUGAGAAGUUGGGCUCAACAUAGAGAUUUAUUUCAUUGGAGUUCGUGGACCUGUCGUGCUUGCCGAAUUUGUGAGGCUUGCAGAAGGACUGGUGAUCCAAGUAAGUUCAUGUUUUGCAAAAGAUGCGAUGGUGCUUACCAUUGUUAUUGUCUGCAACCUCCUCAUAAGAACGUGAGUACUGGGCCCUAUUUGUGCCCAAAACACACAAGGUGUCACAGUUGCGGAUCCAAUGUCCCGGGAAAUGGACUAAGUGUGAGGUGGUUUCUGGGAUACACCUGCUGUGAUGCUUGUGGAAGAUUGUUUGUGAAAGGGAACUACUGUCCUGUUUGCUUGAAGGUUUACAGAGAUUCAGAAUCAACACCAAUGGUUUGCUGUGAUAUUUGCCAGCGCUGGGUACACUGCCAGUGUGAUAAUAUUAGUGAAGAAAAAUAUCUCCAUUUUCAAGUGGACGGGAAUCUGCAGUAUAAAUGUCCCACAUGUCGUGGAGAAUGUUAUCAGGUCAAGGGUCUUGAGGAUGCUGUUCAAGAGCUUUGGAGGAGAAGGAAUAUUGCUGAUAAAGAUUUAAUUGCCAGCUUGAGGGCUGCAGCUGGUUUGCCAACUCAAGAAGAAAUAUUUUCUAUUUCACCAUAUUCAGAUGAUGAGGAUAGUGGGCCUUUGAAAUUAAAGAGUGAAUCUGUGCGUUCUUUCAAGUUCUCUCUAAAGAAUUUGUCCAAUAACUCACCAAAGAAGAUGAAAGAUUAUGGAAAGAAAUCUUCAAGCAAAAAGACUGCUAAGAAAAAAGACUCUCCGUCAUUUAUGACUGGUAAAAUUGUUGAACACCAUAGUUUUGAAGGACAGAGUGAUAUUAAAUCUUUACAUAGCUUGGAUGAUGAUAAGAAUGAUGAUAUACAAUCCCAGAGAAAUGAAGGUCCUGAUGUUUAUUCAUCACCUGCUACUGGAAGCCUGAGUCAAACUGAAGUAUCUUGCCCUGUUAAUCAGCCAGGGAUUUUGAAACAUAAGUUUGUUGAUGAGGUGAUGGUCAGUGAUGAAGAGAGGAAACCCAGAGUUGUUCGUAUUAAAAGCAAUAAGGCACAUAUUCUGGAUAGUGAAGAAGAGAGUGCAAAACGUGGUGAUAAGACUCAGAGUGUGAAAGGGAAGAAGUUGGUUAUAAAUUUGGGAGCACGGAAAAUUAAUGUGGCUAGUUCUCCGCGGUCUGACGCUUCAAGCUGCCAAAGAGAUCAAGAUCUGGUUACUGUUAAUGGAAAUGAGGAUAUAAGCCAAUUGAGGAAGGGAGACAAGUUUGCAUUAGAUAGACCCGGUAGUACAGCUAGACAUAUUGAGAGUAAAGCAAACAGAGUCGAGUCUGGCCAACCAAAACCUUUAAAGGUUUCGGGAAGAGAAGGAAAUUUGAUUAAGCUGGGAAAAGUUAAGCCAGAUGUUUCUGAAUUAAACUUGACCUCUGGUAAAGGCAACUUGUCUGAUGGGCGUGAAGUUGUUCCUUUAGAGCAAACUCGUAUCCUGCGGGGAAAACGUAGUACUGAUGUAGUAAUUGAUCAAGUUGGAGUAGAGGCUACAUCAAGAGGUGAAAGGACGUAUUUGGGGAAGCAGUCAGAAGGCAGCUCUGAUGCAUAUGAUGAGACAGAUGUCAAUAAUAAUCAGACACCUUCACAUUCUUUGCCAAAAGAUUCUAAACCUUUACUGAGAUUUAAAUUCAAGAAACCUAGCAUUGAAAGUCAAAAUUCUCCUCUUCAAGAGGAGGAGAAGACCACAAUCAAGGGCCAGAGGUCAAAAAGAAAGAGACCUUCACCUUUUAAGGAGAAAAAACCGUUUAAUGAGUCUGAAGAUGUAAGUCAAUCACAUCAAGACAGUGUAAUGGAUGAGAUCAUGGACGCAAACUGGAUAUUGAUGAAAUUGGGCAAUGAUGCAAUUGGAAAGAGAGUUGAAGUUCAUCAGACAUCUGACAAUUCUUGGCACAAGGGAGUGGUUACUGACAUAGUUGAAGGCACUUCGAAGUUAAAUGUUACCUUAGAUGAUGGCAAGGUGAAGAUCUUGGAACUCAGGAAGCAGGGGGUCCGUUUUGUUCCUCAAAAGCAGAAGAGGUCAAAGACAUGAACUGAACUUAUCCAUCUUUGGUGAUCAUUUUAUGUGGAGACUUUGUUCCUUGACUUUGAAAAUUGUUUCAUUUGAGGCCUCUACUUACUGAAUUUACAUUCCUAGCUGCUCAUAUUGCUGCUGAUUUUUGGGUGAAGCAUUCUCGAUUGGAGCAAUUCCAGUUUUCUUGAACGAAUUAACCGCAGUACUUUUCUGGGCUGCAGGUUCUUGAUCGCAAAUUAGAUUUUUCUUGUUUUUCUACAUGUAUCUGAUUUCACAAAGUAGAUUUCUACCUGUGAUGUAUAGGUCACCAUUGCUGUAGAAUAGGGAAGCAAGGGCGGAAGGUAUUAGAUGUAUGAUUGAUGCUACUUGUAGUUUUGUGUAUUGCAGGAUUCAUUAAUUGAGAAUAUUAUCUUGAAAGUUGAAAUUUCUGUAAUGUUGUCAAGGACA